AUGCCUGAGGUGGAACAAGACUGUACGUUUGAUAAUGAAGAUGCUAUCGAUGCUAUAAUGUUGAGCAUGUAUGAGGCUGGAGGAGAAGAAGGGAGCGGUUUUCACAUCUUCAAUGUCGCUGCAGAUCAGUAUCAUCGCGCUGAGGUCCUUCAGCGAACAGGUGCCAUCGAUAUUACCUGUAGACUUGAAAAGGUGAUCCAUGGGGCAAUGUCAGCAGACAGCGAGCGAUACGCAACCCUGGUUGUUCUACAGUGGUUCUUUCAGUCGAGCAAUAAGCGCCGCAUUUCGGAGGCCACUAUCGAGCUUCUGUUUGAAGCAAAUUCGGGCGAUGAUGAUGAUAUUGAAGUUGAGCGGAUCUCAUUCGACGGUACAUACAGCUUGAUGCCAACAACACAACAGGAGAGCCUCACUACGGGAGGCGAGGCUAGCGUUGGCAUAAGCCAGCUCGCCAGCUUCAGUCUAAGCGGAAAGUGGGAGAAAGUAAUCACUAGGCAAACAUCAGACGCCGUCACACUAAGCGGCGGGAAACGUAUCGUCAACAACAGGCCGCCGAAUCGCAUCGCAAAAUGGAUCCUCUCGGAAAACAAAUCGCAGCCCACAGGUAUUCCGGCUUCUCUGAAAGUGGCUGUUCUUGUCUCGAGAUUAGAGGAAAGGAAAUUUACUUGUCGAUUAGCAUUAUCAUGCAAGACAGACACAAGGACGGCUGCCGAGAGCUUCUUUAAGAAAAUACCCAAAGAUGACCCGAUUGUUUUUCAACCAGACUUUCAUGACAAGGGGACGCGCCCGAACAAGAACGUGACUUAUGGCGACGAAACGCUGGGAAGCAUAGAUCUUAACAAACUUGGCGAUGUGACCUUUAGGGCUAUCAUUACAAACGGGGAAAAUACGCUGCAAUAG
Messenger RNA from Trichoderma aggressivum f. europaeum, 897 nucleotides. RefSeq lists its product as uncharacterized. The record is from RefSeq and is a predicted model, not a curated record. Lineage: Eukaryota; Fungi; Ascomycota; Sordariomycetes; Hypocreales; Hypocreaceae. The coding region runs from base 1 to 897 and encodes 298 amino acids. The transcript has a single exon.